Molecule: messenger RNA, 1400 nt
Organism: Argentina anserina (silverweed cinquefoil)
Lineage: Eukaryota; Viridiplantae; Streptophyta; Magnoliopsida; Rosales; Rosaceae
Product: NAC domain-containing protein 41-like
Exons: 3
Coding region: 113-1117 (334 amino acids)
Biological process (GO): regulation of DNA-templated transcription; system development
Molecular function (GO): DNA binding
Source: RefSeq, a predicted model, not a curated record
GUUUAGGAUUAGGGAAAUCUCUUCCUUAUAAAUCCAUCUUCACACUCUACUCCUCCCUCACUCACCAGUUGCAAUUCUUUUCUCUCCGAAAUCAAUUCCUCUGUUUCUGAAUAUGGUGACCUUAAGAUCCAGAUCCAGGCCUCCAAUCCCCUCCAACAAGAAACAAGAGCCCAAGACUCGACCUCGACGGUCAUCAACAAGCGAAUUGGGUCUCGCAGUGGGGUUGAGGUUCCACCCUACCGAACAGGAAAUCGUCGAUUACUAUCUCCACAACCGGAUUGCUAACGGCGACGAGUUCCAGUCCGACUUCAUCCACGAUUGUGCUGAUUUCUUCGGCCAAAAUGAGCCCUGGGUUGUAUGGGACAUGUACGGCGGCAAUGAGUGCGAGGAUGAACAACAUAGUCUCUAUUUCUUCACCCGUCGCAAAAGGCUGAGUCCAACCGCCAAGAGGUUCGAUAGGAAAGUGGGCUCGGGAACCUGGAGCGGCCAACAUCCCAGGGAUAUUGUCGCUGAUGGUCUUGUCAUUGGGAUAAGGAGGGAGUUUAGGUACGAGGAGGGUUGUGACGAGAAGCAAAACGACGCUUGGUUGAUGCAGGAAUACCAGACUGUUGACGAUGAUUGUGAUAUUGUGGUAUGUUCUUUACGGAAGAGCCCUAGAAAGGCGACACCAACCUCAACUGCUCAGAAGAGAAAGACCAGGAUUAAUGGAAAGAAGGGGAAAGCUGUUCUGGAUCAGCCUAAACCAAAGAGGCGUAGAAGGGAACAGAGUUGUGUCCAGGAACAAGAAGAUGGCAGCAGUGUUGAUGAUGAGCCGAAUAUGGAACAACCCAAAAUGGAACAGAUCGAUUUCGAGUGGGAUCAAGAUCAUCUGUUGCUUCAAGAAGUGUCGGCCCCCAAUCAGUUUCAAGUUGAUCAAGAUUGUUAUUAUCCUGAGUUUUACCCUGAGCUAUAUGUUGACAAUAAUCCUGAUUUCUCUACUAUUGAUGAAUUGCUAGGACAGCCUUCAACUUGCUACGCCAGCAACAACCUCAACUUGGAUCAUUCCGGUCAGGCGGCUCAAUUUCAGGGGGAAAGUAUCAUGGUUCACCCUUUCCAGCACCUGAGACUUACGCCAUGACAUUGGAAGUAGUUUUUGACAAAUAUGAAGUGAAACUAAUACUGAUGAACAAGUAAACAGAAAUCAGCAGUCAUGUUUGAGGAAUUCUCAGUUUUCUUCAGUAAGACGAGAGGAUGAUAAGAAAGUGGCAUGGUAAUGAAAGAUCAUCUUACGUUUGUUCAUUUUCAUUCUUAUGCAUCUAUUAUCUUGGAAUGGCCGUUUGUUUUUCGCAGUGGAAUUUGAGUAAAACCACGUAGUCGCACCUUCAUAGGUUUGAUCAUAGCUUGCGGCAUGCAAUUGCUAA